AUGGAAGAGCCAAAAAAUGAACUGACGCUUGGGGUUCGUCUGGCGACACGUUACGUGCCGAACCAAGUCCUCCCCUCCACCCUCUCGUGGGGUUUCUUCAUGGGCGUCGAGGAUUUUAUGCGACUGGAGAGGUGCUUUGCGGAGCGGAGCAUCACACACGAUGGAGACCCCGCCAUCACGAAGGAGUGGCUUGUUCACUACAUGAUGCAGUUUCUUGGGGAUCAUCUCAAUUUGCCCGCCAGUGGCGUAGGGACUGAGGAGGCGACUGUGUGUGGAGUGCAGCUGCUGGAUGAGGAAAAGAUGCAAUUUUAUAAGGAGGAAGUGUUGCGGUGGGCCAGCUCUUUCUCCAUUGGGGUUUCUGUACAUGACCCGCUAUGGGAUGCCUGUGAGGUAAGUAAUGCGGAGCUAGCACGAGCAGAACACAGUAUGAACAGCAGUACAUAUGCCAGUUCGUUCAAUAAGGGGGCUUCAAGUAGCAAUAAGAGUGGUGGCUAUUCUGCUACUACCACCGCCAGUAGUCAUGAGGGCGCCCCGCGAGGAGGGCGCUUUGGACGAACUCGGUCGGUCGUCCGCAUGCUGUUGAGAUACAAUCGACCGGCCGGGCAUGCACAGACUCAGAGGAAGGAACCAGCGCGACACGAGAUUGUGCGAUGGAGCGACUUGACAACAAAUUUAGUGAGGGACUAUGAGCGCUUUCAUCAAGUGGACGAGAAGGAGUUGUCCUUCACCCGAGUACGAACGGAAUUAACAUCUGGAAAUUCCUCACUUCUCCGCUCUGUGGCCGGUAAAGAUGGUCUUGAUGCGGAUUGGUCAAGGGUGACGGAGGGCCGAGGGGACACGGAAACGGAUGUGUUCACUGGAAGUGAGUUGCAUGCGCAGUCUGCUGAUCACAUAUUGGUGUCCACCGUGACGGGCUGCGUCGUCACUGCCAGCAAAGACGGUGUUGUGAAACUGUGGAAUGGGAAAACAGGCAUAUUUAUGCGUAAUCUCUAUAAUGCAGGAAACGCAUGGGUGAUUGGGAUGUUUUUGCUGCACGAUGAGGACUAUAUUCUUAUCGCGACGACAAAAAGUCAAUUGACAGUGCUGGACUUCCCAGAGGGCAACGUUCUCCAGAAGUAUGUUGGAUGCAUCUCACUGCAGACGGCACUCUAUGAGGUUGUGCAGUUGUCCGCCAACAACAUUCAGCGCUAUGGGAUGAAGCCCGGUGAGUGCGGUAGACAUCGUGUGGAGUUGCGCAAGGAUGAAACCGCGGAGCACUAUCACGCCCGUCGUCGUGAGUCACAAAAUUGUGUCUUUUCAAAAGUUCUUCCUGCAAAGCCUGUGGUGGGUUUUGACGCACCGACGGCGUCUUGGUUUGACAAGUAUUCUGGUAUUUUUUUUUUUGGUACAGCAACCGGCGCCGUUGGGGCCUUUGAUAUUUCCGCGGAUGUGCGCCCGAGCGCACUGCUGGCCGGGGCGAACAGCAAACCUGUGUGCCUGCUCUUCCUGACGGAGGUCCAUGCGGGGGCGGUGGUGGGCGUAUUCUACACCUCCUACGUCACAUCCGUCUUUACGGCGGGAGCAGAUGGUUGUAUUUACCGCACCCCGCUCGGUCCGACAGGAAAGCCUUCCGGGGAGUCACGACUUGUCGCCCAGCAGGCAAGAGCCAUCCGCUCGAUGCAGUGGUGGCCGCCGUCCAAGUUUUACGUCACGAUUCACGUGGACCGUCGUGUCGUCUUGUGGGUGAUUGGGCGUUACGGCGAUCCUCUGCACCAGUUUCCAUCCGAGACGCAGGAGGUGGUCAGUGCGGCGCUGCACCCACGGCGACAGCGGCUUGCAGUGCUGCUUUCCGAUAAAACCAUCAAGGUGUACGAGACCCAUGGCAAUAAGUCACUUGCCACCAUUGCCCAGCCAACACCAGACUCGAACUUCACUGCGACCGAUGCAACGCGGCAGAUGAUGGAACGUUCUGCCGUUGAUGAAGACGGUGUUGUGGCGUGGCAUCCAUAUAAUUCUUCUAUCAUUUGUUGUCUCCGGGCGACAGUCGUUUACGAACCGUCAAAAAAUCAGCUUCAGACAGAGUCUGUUGGCGAGACAGAGAUUAAUUUCCCUGAGGACGAGCGCGGGGCAUUCAGCAAUAGAGAUGUCCGUGACAUUGCGGAGGACGUCAAACCGAAGCCAAGGAAGCUGAGCGCAGUGGGUGUUGUAGAAUCACGACGUGUGGAGUCUCACCGCAGCGGUGUCGUGGCAAUGGCUGUGCAAAGGCAAUCAUUGCAUUUACACACAUUUGAUGAGGAAGGUUGGCGGAUAUGGGACUUAGAUACAGGUGCAAUUAUUCAGCAAGUGAACGUUCCCCGGGUAGCGCGUAUGGAACAUAUGCCUUUGAAAAGAGCCACCGUUGCGUCCUGCUCUUGGACGACGAGCCUACAAGUACGGCUAGUGACAGGAGGUCAGGAUGCAUCAAUGCUGACAUGGGAUCCGGUUACCUGUCUCCCUCUCGCGGCAGAGAUGCUGGUUCAUGACGUUUCAGAGCAAUUGGACUCGGAUGUAAACUUGAUGUCGCAUCGAAAUAAAUUGAUUGCGUGGAGUGCACGUUUAUGCCGUGUCACAACGUUCAAUACGGGCUCGAUCCUCCCUAGUGGAAUUGAGGAGAGUAAAUCCGUUCUCCUGCGUGUGCCAUCCCUGGCCUCCAUAACCGCUUGCUGUGUCGUGCGGGAUGCGUACCUUUGUGUGGGCACAGGUGACGCAAGGAUAUUUUUCUUCAGCCUUCGGGGUGGGGCGCCUACCCACGACUGUGUCCUGCGAGAAAAGACGGAGGAGGGAAAAGGCGCUGUUGUACAUCUCAUCUUCUUGAAUGAACAAAACCAAAACCUCCUCCUUGUCAUUCUUGACAUUGGCAUUCUUUUUGUGUACUCCUAUGUUAAGCAGGCUGUCGUGUACCGCAUUUGCCUGGGGCGGCGCUUUGAAUGUCGUAUCCGCAAAGCGUUAUACAUACCAGAGGAUGGUACGGUUGUGUAUGGCGACUCGUUGGGUCGCAUUCGUGUCGUUGACGUGCGAGGCUGCACAUCCCUCUCGGUAGAAUUCCGCCAGGCAUUUAUCCUGAAGUCAACCUUUCAGGGUGCCACGGACGAGAUCACAUCGUUGGAGAGUUUCUACAGCUCGGGACGGCGUUAUCUGUUGGUGGGAUCAUUGGACCGAAUGGCACGUCUUUUUUACUUUGACGACACAGACUGGUUGCAUGCGCCGUUUUCCAACGUGGCUAUGCAGCAAAAUUCUAUGGCUGCUGUGAAGUUUGUUGGCGCUUUUGGCCGCGAUACAUGGAGGCUCUCGGAUCCAACGACAUUCAGCGAAGAACCGCCCACGGCAUUGCGCGUGCCGGCGAACAACACCGCAGAGGAAGAAAUGCUGCUGGAGAACAUCCUUCACCCGGAAACGAGACCCGAGAGUGUGCGGAGCCUCAUGGACUCUUUGCUGGAUGACGACUUUAGUGUGUCCCGCGCGCGGUCGCGUAGAGGCACAAAGGCCAUAACCCCUCUCUCUGCGUCGGGAUCGCCAAGGGGGAUGCUCACCCGUCCCUUUUUCCUCACGGACAUUUCCCACCCGCAGGAGGAGGUCACUCAAGUGCCGUCGUUAUCUUUUUUAUCCUCCACGGAGAGCGCAAGGCAGCCUCCGAUGGCACAAGCCACGCAAAGCACGCAUGAGCAGCAGGGCCCAUCGAUACCCUCCGGCGAUGAAGAGGGUGGCGCUCCUUCCACUUCACAGGGUAUAGACCGCGUAUCGUCGAUGGUGCCAGCCACUGGGCGACGCCCGCAAUUCCGCCCACGGCCGGGUGAAAAGUUCUCCAACAGAUGCUCCGUAUCACUCUUCACGGAACCACGUCUGCAGUUGCCGUCCCUUGAUCGACAGACCGAAGGCCCAAGUGAGGGGACCAAUCCUUAUCAAGGCUUCCUGGCAGGCUCACUGUCGCCGCCAAAGAAGAGGAUGGCAUUGUUGACUAUGACACGACGACUAGAGGCCGUGUUGCCUAGGAGGUUUGCCAACGGCGAGUUCUUCAAAAACGCCAACGAGCUGCUUAUGGCCGACGCACAGUUAGGCCUUCGGCGGACCAAAUCGGGGCGAACUCGGCAGGAAAGAGUUGAUCUACAGCUGGCACUUGAGAACCGACGCCAACUGGCGGAGAGGGUGGAGGAGUACAAAAAAAAGCAGGAGAAAAGACGCUGCGACAAGAGGAACACGCUGAUGCCCUUUGCAGCUCGGCAUGAACUCAUUCCUGUUGUUUUCCCGCAGCCGAGCGUUCUUUCAAAUGAAGGCAAUUUUAGCUUUGCUUGGAUGCUCAAUGCGUCUUCAAUGGGGUUACCGCAGAAGCCAUUUGCGCAUGCAAGUAACGCAAUGUAA
This is a messenger RNA of Trypanosoma cruzi, 4374 nucleotides long. RefSeq lists its product as uncharacterized. The transcript has a single exon. Bases 1 to 4374 code for a protein of 1457 amino acids. Lineage: Eukaryota; Euglenozoa; Kinetoplastea; Trypanosomatida; Trypanosomatidae. Gene Ontology annotation, molecular function: protein binding. The record is from RefSeq and is a predicted model, not a curated record.